CAUCAGCCUGCGUGUGUGGGGCCAUUUUUGAGUAAGCGUGUAGCGUGAGCGUGAGAAGCUCUGGCAUUUUCAACUUGACAUAUGUUGUUUCUUUUUCUAAAAAGUGAUGAAUCAAGAUACGGGAAUUCUAAUAAUCUGUAUAGUGGCUUGUUUCCAUCAAGCGUCAAGCGAGACACGAGUUACUGGCUACAUCGGCCAGUCUGUCAUUUUGAAAUCAGGGGUGGAUCCAUCCUGGAAACUCGAACGAGUUCAGUGGUCCAUCUACACCAACACAACAUAUAUUGCCAUUUUUGAGAAUGGCAAAGUUGAAACCAGGUCCUCUAGAUAUAAGGGGCGUCUUUCACUUAAUGAGUCUUCAGGAGAUUUGGAGAUUAAGGAGUUAAAGGCAGAUGACGGCAUGAGAUACACUGUGUCCCUGCUGAGCACAACCUACAAGCAGCAAGACAACCAUAUUUCCCUCACAGUUUUGGAACAGCUCAGAAAACCGGACAUAGUCGUGCUGUAUGAGACUCUGGUUAAAGAGGACUGUAUAAUUGCACUUAAGUGCUCUUCAUCAAAAAAUAACAACAUUCUAUCCUGGACACCUGCAAAUGAAUCCAGUUUGCCUUUUGUGAGCGGGAAAAUAAGCUCCAACGUGUCAGAGCUGUGGAUGCACUUCACACCCAACAGAAAGGUGACCUUCACCUGCACGGCCACAGAUGGACAAAGGAGUGCAUCAGAACAAAUUACUGUACAAUGCCAAGAAGAGACACUUAAAACAACACCCCAACCAGGAUGUCCCACAGUCAUGCCUGCCCCAUGUGAAAGAUAUUGUCAUGGGAUUGUUGCUUCUCUAGUUCUUUUGGCCUUCGUCAUUGCAAUAGCAUCAUUUAAAGAUCAGAUCAAAAAAUGUAUACUCGAUGCCUAUGCUGCUGUUCGUGGAAGAGGUCCAACUCUGUGAAGAAAAUGCAAAACUGCACUAUGCAUAUCUUGAAUAUUAUGCAUAUUUUUUAUAAUUUGCAUAUUUUACGCUUGUCUUCUAGAUACGUUAAACCACUGGACCUUUAGAUUAUUUGAUUUAUGUAUGAUGCCUUAAUGUUUCGUUAUUGUGUUUUCUUUGAGAAAAUAAUCUUUUAAUGCUUUGUUGAAUGUGUCAGGUGUAAUACCCACCACCACCACCACAGGUCAGCAUCACCUGAGUGAUUUGCAUCCUAGUGACUCCUUAACCUGUCUGACCUGCAGCUCAUUAACCUCCCUUUAUAAGGACCUUCAUAAACUGUGUUGUGAUCUAUUCUGUUUUGUUUUUGUUUUUUUGGACUGCCUAUGACUCUGAUCUCGAUUUAGUGUUUUGAGUAAAACGAGAUUAUAGAUAGAGGAGUCUUCCUUACAGAAUGUUUACAGUGUUUUGAUGAACAAUAAUAGAAGCUGAUAAACUGUAAACCCAUUGUCAUAUAUUUUGCUCAUGUCUAUCAUUUUAUCAUUUUGUAUCAUGUGUCAGUAUUAUCAUUUUAUUUCUUUUUUAUUUAUUGUUGUUAUUAGUCGUAGUACUCCGUCUUGAAUUCAGCUUAGUGUGGGACCUCUAGCUGUGUGUUUAUAUUGAAAAAAGCUUUAAAAGAAUAAAACCGUCCUUUCUAUACAUUCUUAAA
This is a messenger RNA of Pygocentrus nattereri (red-bellied piranha), 1625 nucleotides long. Its product is annotated as T-lymphocyte surface antigen Ly-9-like. The record is from RefSeq and is a predicted model, not a curated record. The transcript has 5 exons. Bases 107 to 940 code for a protein of 277 amino acids. NCBI's taxonomy places the organism in Eukaryota, Metazoa, Chordata, Actinopteri, Characiformes, Serrasalmidae.